Protopolystoma xenopodis is the source of this 609-nucleotide messenger RNA. NCBI's taxonomy places the organism in Eukaryota, Metazoa, Platyhelminthes, Monogenea, Polystomatidea, Polystomatidae. The record is from the annotation of a GenBank genome assembly.
AUGAGUAUUUUUGGGCAUAAUGGCUCCGCUGUCAUUGGAAUGGCAGGUGAUGGAUGUGCUGCAAUAGCUACAGACCUUCGAUUUGGCCUUAAAUUUACAACUGUGAGCCAGGACUUCUCAAAAGUUGAGCAACUUGGACCCCGACUAUUUGUGGGAUUCCCUGGAUUAGCUACGGAUACGCAGACAGUAAUUCAGUUCAGGAAGAAUAUGUAUGAGCUUCGUGAAAAUCGUCCAGUUGGGCCACAAACCAUGGCGAAUAUGCUCCGUAACUUGCUGUAUGAAAGAAGAUUUGGGCCUUAUUACAUCGAACCAAUUGUUGUCGGCCUAGAUCCAGUUUCGCAUGAGCCUUUUAUUUCAGGGAUGGACCUUAUAGGAGCAAUGGUUGAGACUGAUGACUUUGUUGUAAGUGGGACGUGCAGUGAACAGAUGUACGGCAUGUGCGAGACUCUUUGGGUAGAAAAAAUGGGUCCAGCGCAGCUUUUUGAGUGCAUUUCCCAAUGCAUGCUGAACGCCCUUGAUCGUGAUUGCUCUUCUGGUUGGGGUGUACGCGUCUAUCUCAUCGAAAAUGACAAAGUUACCGUUUCUGACUUGAAGGCCCGUAUGGACUAG